GUUGAUUUAGCUGUGUGGCCACAGCUAGCUAACACAGUGGAGCAGUGAAAUUAUGGCGAAGAAAUCUCAUUCUUUUGUUGGGUGACGCUUGAGGAAAUAUGAGGCUUGUGGCUAUAACUUGGCAAUAGUGAAACAGUUCUGUAUGACAUAUCCAUUUGUUUGUGAGGAUGACAGAGGAGAAUAAGGAAAAGCUUCAGCUUCAAGAUGGAGUACACAUCCAAGAAAGGGUGAUACAACAUCCCCCUCAUAUCAGGCUCAGCAGAAGUCAAGAAAGAGGUAGACUCAUGCUCCAGGAAUACAAGUUAAAAACCCUUCAAAGUAAAAUCAAUGUUGCAAGAGAAGUGAGAAUAAAAGAACCUCAGAAGAUUGCUGAUAAGCAGUCAUGCUCAGAGGAAGAAGCCUAUCGAUUCUUCUGCCAUGAAUUUGAUGAGUUGGAGAGGAAUGGACCUACCACUGGAACACUCUCACAACAGAGUGGGAUAGAUACUGUCAUCGAUAUUGAGAAUGUGGAUGAGUGUCAUAAUCCUCUUGUUCCUGGAGAUAUUGAGACCCUUGAUGUAAAUCCAGACCUUUUAUUUGUGCCCAGUGAUUUACCAGUAAACCAAAUGAGGAUUAUACCAAGGUAUUUGAAGCCCCGUUUUCUGGAGGAUGAAGGAUUUUAUGUCUGUGAGAGACCCCAAGUGCCGAGGAAGAUGAUGAACAAAAUGGACAACCGGCUGAUUGAAGAAGAAAAGGGACAGUCCUGGUUUGGAGAGAAUGGUUGCGUGAUUGCUAUUCCGGACCCAAUCCAGAAGUAUUGGCAUUGUAAAGUAGAUUUCCCAUUCUCAAGCCAGUCUCCUUGUCUGACCACGGUGCACAUGAGGCCUGAUAAACUGCGAAGUGCAGGAUCUGUUGUCUCUAAUGCAGAGGCCAGUGCAGGGCUGUGGCAGCUUGACCUGAACCUAGCCAGGCUGAAUUUCACCCACCAUCCCCUGUUCUGUACAGAGCAUGUGUUGGCUCAGAGACUGUAUGAGCUCUAUGAGCGUUAUGAAACCCGUGAGAUGAAGGGUGCAACUACCUUUCUGCAGGAAAAGCUAAGGGGACUGAAGAAGUCAGAAACAGCCUUGACCACCACUGAUGAAACUGCUCCUGGCUCAAAGUUACGGAAUCUGAGACAGGAAAUACGAAAGACCCAUGUAGCACUGAAGAAUGAGAGGCAGGCAGACAUCUCUCUGGUGAGGAACAUUGUUGCUGCUUGGAAGCGCAUCAAAACCCUCAGGGCCAAGAACGGCUAUGUGAGCACCACUGUGAAACUACAGCUGCAUAAAGUGAAGGCCAGGAUCACCGACAGCGCGACAAACAGAACUGGGACAGAUGAGCACAUGAAAGCAAGGCUCUACACAGAUGGAGACGUAACGAUCAAGCAGCACUACCUGUGUAGGGAGCUGAAGGAGCAUAAAGAAGAGGAGAUAUACAUCCCUCCAGUUCCAGGACAAGAAGAGGAGACGUUUACUGAUUCUGUCAACCAGAAGGCAGAUCAGUUAGAUCUAGUUCCUGUUCUUACUAUGUGUGGUGUGGUCACUCCAACCUCUAGCUGUCCUCCUGAUGAGAAGGUUAGAAGAUAUGAACUGGCCAACCACAAAGUAUCAGUGAACAUAUUCUAUAAUGGAAAGCAUGUGUCUACCUCCGAGCCGUCCACGUUCGACAGUGACUUCAGAGUUCAAAUUCAACAGAUGUUCAACAUGCAGAUAAUACACAGCCCAGAGAACAUUAUGCUUGAGAUUUGUGAGACGGUGAAACACAAGAGCACUGUUGUGGCCAAAAUAUAUGUGCCCAUACCAGACAGGAACAUGCUCUCUAGCAACGCUACAAUGGAGAGGUCAGAGUUCAGCAGUGACAGAACCAUCAAGGCCUACUACGCUGGUGUUGGGAGCAAUGUCCCAUUCAAACUAGAGAAGGAGGAUACUGAGGUGUGCCUCAUGACCUCUGGGAGGCUGAUGUAUGUUGUCUCCUGGGCUGUGGAUGAGAGUGGCUUUCCCAUGGCGCCCACUGCCCCACCACACAGACCCAGCUUCACCAGACCAAUGGUCAGCGGUCCCAAUGCGAGUAGGCUUGAAUGGAUCAGGGACCUUCAGUGUGACCCCAACCACCCUUCUAACACAGAACUCACAGAACUCCUUAGGGAGGCCUGUGAGCAGAGAGACAGAGCCACGGGUCACUUCCGCCUACAUGCCCUGGAGGAGGAGUUUGACUUCACCACCGAGGAGCAGCUGGAGAAGUCCAGACGCUUUGGUCUCCUGCAGCUGCGGAGCUCUCAUGCUGUGGACGUCAGCCUCUCCAAACCCAUCCCUCUCCACGACAGAGACAUUACUGAAGCCAUGUUCGCUGAUUAUGAUGCAUCCCCAAGUCUGUUCCUUAUGGAUGAAGACCCUAUCACAAUGCAGAGAGCACGCUCUAUCCACUACAUCCAAAAGGCGUUGAAUUUGGCACGAACGAAACUGUUGAACAUCAAGAGGAAAUACAAGUUCUCUGAUAUAGUCACUGAGUACCAAGAGGCAGAUACAGUGAUGGAGUUCGACUGGGACAUGUUCAGACUGAAGCGACCUCUCCGGCCUCAGCGUGUGAAGACGAAGAUCAUUCCUACCUGCUCCCUCUCAGACGGGGACCUGAGGAUCCGUGUUGCCAUCAACAAUGCCCAGGCCUUGCCUGUUCGCCAGGAGGCUUUCCUCAAGGAGAUUCACGCAAGAGGCUCCUGCUGUGGUCUGACUAGCAGCAGCAGACACAACAUGACAAGCAGCUCAGAAAAGGCUGUUCUACAGGCUCAGGUUCAGCCCUUCGUUGAGGUUAGGUUUCAGGAGACAACGUAUGAGAGCAGCAUAGAACAGGGACCCAACCCAUGCUGGAGGGAAGAGUUCACCCUGGAGUUUAAAUCCUUAGGGGGUGAUUAUAGCCACGCAGCCCUUUCCAAAGUACAAGACAACAUUGUCAUAAACGUGUUUGAUGAGAUGUCGUUUCAAGUCAUUGAGAGCAGUUCUCUGAGAGGCUGUGGCACCCAGGUGUUCUCUGGCAGACAGUGGCUGGGCUCAGUCACCUUACCCUUCAGAUCUCUGCUGCAGCAAUCCAAGGAUGGUGACCAGAAGCCCCUUUGGCUGCUUUCCACAGACGAGGAUGAGGACUUGCUGGACUUGACCUAUGAGUAUGAGAAGCAGUGUAAGGUGGCAGCAGGCCGGGUGAAGAAGCGAGUCAUAACCACAGUGAUAAACAGUGAGGGGAAGUUUGUCCUGGCACACCGGUUCUUCAAGCCACUUCCUCCUCCACAGGAAGUUGUACUGGACACCCCCGACAAUAGCAUGUCUGUUCUAGAGAGGGUGGCAGCCUUUGUGUCCCUGAUUCCCACCUUGUCCUUCCCAUCUGACGUUGGUGACAGUGGGGACAUGUGGCUCACCUCAGAGCAAUGCUUGGAGCUGGCUAUGGGAAACGAUGUCAGUUUGGCAGUUCUGCUGUGCAACUUCUUUCAUGACCUGAAGUUGAAUGGGUGGCUUCUCGUGGGAACAUCUGUCAUAGAGGGAGAGACCACGUAUGUCCUUACUCAGGAGAACACUUGGUUUGUGUUGUGGAACCCCAGAGAUGGGAAGCACUACCAGUCAUACGACUCCUUCUGUCCUCUAAAGACUGUCGACUGUCUGGUCAAUGGUGAAAAUGUGUGGUUCCAUCUCCAACCAACAAGAAAGAUGCCCAUCACUUUUGACGUAUCAAAUAAUGCCACAUGGAAACCCUUAUUCCCCAAAGGAUUCAACUCUGACAAAUCCUCAAUGCCAACAGAAAUUAAAUACCAUCCCUCUCAAAUAGAUCUGGUCAAUCUCCUUCAAAGAAGGAUGGAGAUGAAACUGAAGAGUUGUGUGAUGGACUGGAGAAGCCCCCACCCUACGCGCUGGAGCCCCCGCUGUGCAGUUAUGUUCUCCGAGGUCAUGCAGAAGCUUGAGAGGAACCCAGCCCCUGACACACUAGAGCUAGAGAUAGACAGGGUCCUGGACACCAUGAAGGAUUACAAGGUGACUGGCUUUCCCAUUCAUAUGGCCUACCAAGACAUGAGCACAGUGAUCGAGGCGGUCUACAACACCAGAAUCCACAGCACUGAGAUCCCUGGGACAGAGUUUGCUCUCUCCACAUACAUCCACCCAUACCCCAACCACAUCCUGUCAGUGUGGAUAUUCCUGGCAACACUGGUCAAACACCAGCAUGGAGUGUUCUAUGUUCCUUCAGUACACGAGCACUGAGACACCCUGGUUGUGUUCUUAGGCACCAAAUGGAAGAAAACUGACUGAAACAGGGAGGGACUACCUGGAACCCUUUUUGGUUUGUUUUUUUGCAUGCCCUAAUGAACAAAACCUCUGCCUUUCAGGGUCAGCGUUUCUUAGUAGCUACUACUGUGGGAAAGGAAUGCAGAAUGAGUCAGACCAAGAGAUAAUCCACAAACCUGUACAUAGUAAAUUAAUGGAAAUACUGUACAAUAAAGUUGUCUAUAGAUAUGCCAGCAACAAAAACCUAUAUUUGUUAAACCCUUGAUUAGCACAUAAUCUGGUAUUCUUUGAAGUUCACAAUGUGGUUUGUGAAAUGUUUUAGGUAAUAUUUGUAGGUGUUUUGUGUUGAUGGUAUGCAUAAAGGCUUGUAGGCCAAUUGAUAUACAUACUGCAUACUUUACUGGCAUAAACAGUAUGCCAACAAUAUGAUGUGUUAUUAAAAAUAAACCAGAAGAAAAGUA
Molecule: messenger RNA, 4741 nt
Organism: Coregonus clupeaformis (lake whitefish)
Lineage: Eukaryota; Metazoa; Chordata; Actinopteri; Salmoniformes; Salmonidae
Product: protein CC2D2B
Exons: 34
Coding region: 168-4256 (1362 amino acids)
Biological process (GO): non-motile cilium assembly; protein localization to ciliary transition zone
Cellular component (GO): ciliary transition zone
Source: RefSeq, a predicted model, not a curated record